Toxotes jaculatrix (banded archerfish) is the source of this 2328-nucleotide messenger RNA. It is a transcript of the gene ccng2, whose product is annotated as cyclin G2. Gene Ontology annotation, cellular component: cyclin-dependent protein kinase holoenzyme complex; cytoplasm; nucleus. Gene Ontology annotation, biological process: regulation of cyclin-dependent protein serine/threonine kinase activity; mitotic cell cycle phase transition. Gene Ontology annotation, molecular function: cyclin-dependent protein serine/threonine kinase regulator activity. The record is from RefSeq and is a predicted model, not a curated record. The transcript is spliced from 8 exons. Lineage: Eukaryota; Metazoa; Chordata; Actinopteri; Toxotidae. Bases 191 to 1195 code for a protein of 334 amino acids.
CGUGUGACGUUGGUAUGUGGGCGUGAGCGUUAUGAACAUCAACAAAAGAGAGAAAAAGAGAAAGGAGAAAGACUAGAAGGGAUAAGUCUACAGCUGCAGGAGAUACAAUAGAUAUGUGGAUUUAACUCGAGAAACAGUGUAAAUACUGUGGUGAAACAUAGAGAUCACUUCUUCCAGUGCCAGCCGAGACAUGGACGCGUUUAGGCUUAUGAAGGAGCUGCGGGUGAAUCAUGAGCAGGAGGUUUAUUAUCUGCCUAAAGAGACGGGACUGAGCCUCAUCGAAUCCACAACACGGGACGACAGUCGGAUCUCAGCCAAGUGCAGAGAUGCCAAAGUGGAGGACCUGUGGAGUCUGACCAGCUUCUUUGGAUACAGCACACAGACCUUUGUCCUGGCUGUUAACCUGCUGGACAGAUUCCUGGCCAUGAUGAGGAUCCAGCCGAAGCACCUGUCCUGCGUCAGCCUCAGCUGCCUCCACAUGGCGGCCAAAGUGACAGAGGAGGAGUGCAACCUGACGCCCACCGACGAGCUCAUCCGCAUUGGACAGUGCAGGUUCACGGUGUCUGACCUCGGCCGCAUGGAGAAGAUUGUCGCAGAGAAGCUCAACUUCAAGUCCAAAGCCAUCACUGCCUUAACCUUUCUGCACCUGUACCACCAGAUUGCACUUUCACACUCCACAGACAGGAAGGAGACGCUCAGCCUGGAGAAGCUGGAGGCUCAGCUCAAAGCCUGUCUGUGCCGGAUCUCCUUCUCUAAAGCAAAGCCGUCCGUCCUAGCCUUGUCUCUUCUGAGGCAGGAGUGCAAAGCCAUUCAGUCAGAGGACCUGUUGGAAAUCGCCUAUCACAUCCAGAAACACCUGAAGAUUGCCAACGGUGAGCUGCGGCAGUGGAGCGAACGUGUGGCUCAGUGUCUGUCAGACUACGCCUCCCCCGAAUGCAGCAAGCCCAACCACAGGAAGCUGCAGUGGAUCGUGUCGCGGCGGACCGCCCAGAACCUGCACAGCUACCGCAGCGUCCCUGAGCUGCCCACCAUCCCAGAGGGAGGCUGGGAUGAGAGCGAAAGUGAGGACUCGUGUGAGGACGUGAUGAGCUCAGGUGAAGAGUCCCUCAGCAGUUCUCUGGGCAGCGAUGCUGAAGGACCCUUCUUCCCUCUGCACUUCCGCUGCCAAAAACACCGCCAACACCUCCACGCCUGAAGCCUCCGCCAUCCCGUGCCUCCUCGUCUCCACCCCCCACCACCCCCCUCCCCUUCCCUCUCCUCUAACUGCUCCACCUGAUGUCUUUUAAUUUAUUGCUUAAUAAGCUCCGGUGCGGGUGGAGAAUCGCACAACUGGCAGCUGAGCAAUCGGGGCUCUUCUGAUAGAUUUGGUAGAUUUUACUUAGUAGAUGUGUGGGUGCAUGUUAAGAUGUUACAUUCCAGGAUGCAAGAUUUUAAAGAUACACACGAGUGAUGUUUGGCAGGUGCCGAGUCAGAUCAGACCAGAAAUGGUUCUCAUUGUUGUUGACAAGAAGAUAAUUUGCCAAAACGUGGUGUUUAUUUAAUAGAAUGUUUUUGACUGUUAUUAAUCUUAAGACUGUUUUUAUUAAGGGUAAGGAGGAGUUGUCCCUUUGUCCAGAGGCUGAGCGGCCGCGGUUGCAUUGUUUACUCCCCGAUAACAAGAUGUCACGCUGUUAUCUUGGGAUCAUAACUCUGUUAUUAUGUGAUAAACACAAAUAGUGUUUGCAGCUAUCCCGAGAUAAACAUUUCAGUUCUCAUCACCACUGAACUGAACAACACAUUACGUCAUAUUCUUGGGGUAAACGGUGCGACUGCGGCUGCUCCGAUCCUCUGAGGCAAAGUUUCAUUUGCACAGUUUUCUUUUUUUUAUCUCGUUUAAGUGUUAAAUGGUGAAACUGGAAGUCGGAGUUGGAGUCUGAUAGGAAGCUGAUCUUUAGCUUGGGAGUUUUCCUUCAAAUUCAAACUCCACUGACACGACAGGGUGUUCAGAUAAAAAACAUUUAGUGUGUGUGUGUGUGUAUGUAUGUGCGACCCUGGUUUAAAUUUAAAGUUGCCAAUCUUAGGAUGUAGCUUAAAAAAAAUCUUUGAUGUUUUGAAACUGUUGACUGAGAGAAUGUUGAAUGGAACAAAAAUAAUGCUGACCAAGUGUCAAAAAAAAGGCUAAAAAAUGUUAAAAAUGUAAAAAAAUGUUAAUACAAAAACAUGUAAAACUGUAAAUGAUGUACAAAAAAAAACCUGUUAAUAGUUCUUUGUAGAUAUUAAGUUAUUUAUUCUUUUUUUGUCACCUGUACUGAAAAAGAAAAUCUUAUAAAAAUGUUAUUUUUAACCUUU